This is a messenger RNA of Ruditapes philippinarum (Manila clam), 2000 nucleotides long. RefSeq names its product coagulation factor IX-like. The annotation marks the transcript as partial. NCBI's taxonomy places the organism in Eukaryota, Metazoa, Mollusca, Bivalvia, Venerida, Veneridae. The transcript has 2 exons. Gene Ontology annotation, biological process: proteolysis. Gene Ontology annotation, molecular function: serine-type endopeptidase activity. The record is from RefSeq and is a predicted model, not a curated record.
GAUGUAUAUAUUCCGUAUGUAGACAGAGAAACAUGUCUUGAAUCAAUGGGCAACGGACGCAAUAACCUAACUGAAACAAUGUUUUGUGCUGGGAGUAAUAUUGGUGGAACUGGGGACAGUUGCCAAGGGGACAGUGGAGGCGGCUUAAUCAUGGCAACAGAAACAAAAUGGGUUCUCACUGGAGUCGUUUCUUGGGCCUUUGGGAAAUGUGAUGUGGAUAAUCAUUACGGUGUUUACACAAACGUUGGCAUGUUCUAUGAUUGGAUAGAGAGCGUUACAAAAUUUAACGAAGAGGAGGUGCCAGACUUUAUCAAUGAUUAUUGACCUUGAAUAGUGCAUACAUGCUGAUAUAGGAUGUGAUGUGGAUAAAUACUUCGGUGUUUACACAAACGUUGGCAUGUUCUAUGAUUGAAUAGAGAGCGUUACAACAUUCAACGAAAUGGAAGUGCCUGACUUUAUUUCUUAGAUUUUUUUGACACAAUACAAGUAUAUAGCCAAUCUUACUUAAACGUUUAUACCUAUUUUAAUUGAAAUGAAUAAAUAGACAGUGAUAAAAAUAUUGUUUCAUCCUAAUCUUGAUCAAUGUUGAGGAAUCGUAUUUCACUGUAAUCUUAGGUUUGUUUUUAACAUUUAUAUGUAAAACUUGCCAGAGAUUUUGUUUUGAUUUGAAAGAAAGAAACAUCAAUGAGAUAAGAUACACAUUUAAGAAGCUUUAUUUAAGUCCAAAAACCAUAACAUUUAAAAUUCUUAAAUGGAUCAAGUGAAACACUUAAAAUGGAACAAUCUGCUAGGGAUAAUUAGGUAAUAUGCUCUUUAUCACAUUGAAAAUUAUUAUUCUGCGCUAUUCUGUGCCCGCUUUAUAUGUAAAGCGUUACAUCGCUUUUCAAUUUUUGGUCAUAUGAUUUCAUUUUAUAUUAUACCUCAUUUGCAUAAAACCUUCUCUGUUUAAUAUGACGUCAUCAGGUCCAGAAACCGCAUAAAGACCGGGGCCGGUCCAUGAUUCUUAUAUGGACUGGAUGACGUCAUAUAAAUAUAGAAGCGCGUAUGCAAAUGAGGUACAAUCUUUUAUUUUGUUGUUAAAUGAAUCUUUUUACUGAAUCUAUUGUUUUACCCAGUACUUAUUAAUUUUGCUUAUGGACAUAAAAGGUAUGUAAUUUUACUAAUGACGUUUUAGAAAAUAAUAACUAAUGUCAGAUUCAUUUUUAAUAAUUCAUUAAAUAAUUCCUGCGUCUUAAAAACAUAGUAAUAUAGUUGACUUAUUGUAUGCUGAGGCUACAUAUAAUUAUAUAGCAGAUUUAAGAUUAUAUUGCAGACUUACACUUCAGCAUAUUUUAAUAACAGAGACAUUUAAUGAAAAGAAAUUUGGGUCACUGCCGUAGUUUUUGAGAUGACCUUGAAUUCCAUUUGCUUUUUUUCUCAGACAAUUUCCAUGGUUAAUAACUUAUACAUAAGUCAGGAGGCAAACCUUAUUUUAACUACAUGUAUUGUUUUUUCCUUGUUUUUUAUUCAUUUUUUUUUUAGAUUUUAUCCACUUUUAUGUUAUUCCGCCAAAGUUUUGUAUUCUUUCUUAACUCAAAAUCAUUAUAAAGAAUUCGCAUAAGUGAAGGUAAAUAGAACUUUAAAAAUAAAUAAACUAGUCAUUACCAAUUCUUGAAAAUUUGCACACGUUUUGGAAAGAAAUUUUGCUACACGAAAAUCGCAAAAUAUAAGGCUUUUGUACCUUAGUUGUUCAUAAUCUGGCAUUGAAAUAAGAAUAUUUAUAUAAUUAAAGGGCAAAUAACUCAACAAUCAGGUCGGUGAUUCCAUAUUUUUUUCGCUUGACAUAUUUCUGUUACAAUAUUCUAAGAUCAUACAACGUGUAUUAUUCAUGGUUUAACGCUUAAAACUUCUUAAAAUCUUAAGUAAAUCUAAUCACCGUUGUAUUAAUUUCUAAUUAAACUGAAUACAUGUACAUGUAUUUGAAAAUGCCAGAGAACAAGCAAAUAAAUUUGUCACUCGUC